AUCCAUGAUAAAGGUUGCUAUACUCUUUAGUGUUUGGUCACUUGGGGGAAAUCCAGAAAGGCUCACGACACUGGAGAUCAAAAUAAAAGCCCAGUCAUCCAGCAAGAGGAACUGAAGUGAGAGAAACCAGUCCACCGACACUGAGCAGUAAGAGCAGACACUCCUAGACAUGGCCUCAGAGACCCACAUGCUGGUCCCCAUGUGCCUCAUUGAGAAUGUUAAAGGGCAACUGAUGACCAACCAGGAAGCCCUACGGAUCCUGUCAGCCAUCACACAGCCUGUGGUGGUGGUGGCCAUCGUGGGCCUCUACCGCACGGGCAAAUCCUACCUGAUGAACAAACUCGCCGGGAAGCAAAAGGGCUUCUCUCUGGGCGCCACAGUACAGUCUCACACCAAAGGAAUCUGGAUGUGGUGUGUGCCUCAUCCCAAGAUGGCAGACCACACCCUAGUUCUGCUUGACACCGAGGGUCUGGGAGAUGUAGAGAAGGGCGACAACCAGAAUGACUCCUGGAUCUUUGCCCUGGCAGUCCUCCUGAGCAGCACUUUUGUGUACAACAGCAUGGGAACCAUCAACCAGCAGGCCAUGGACCAGCUGCACUAUGUGACAGAGCUGACAAAUCGAAUCAGAGCCAAAUCCUCCCCUGAUGAGAACGAGGUUGAGGAUUCAGCUGAAUUUGUGAGCUUCUUCCCAGACUUCGUGUGGACUCUGAGAGAUUUCUCCCUGGACUUGGAACUAGAUGGACAGCCCAUCUCAGCAGAUGAGUACCUGGAUAAUGCCCUGAAGCUAAAGCAAGGUACUGGUAAAAAAGACAAAAAUUAUAAUCUGCCCCGACUCUGUAUCCGCAAGUUCUUCCCGAAAAAGAAAUGCUUUAUCUUUGAUAGACCCACUCAUAGAAAGAAGCUUGCCCGGCUAGAGACUCUGCAUGAUGAUCAGCUUGACAGUGAAUUUGUGCAACAAGUUGCAGAAUUCUGCUCAUACAUAUUCAACUAUUCCAAGGUUAAAACUCUUUCAGGAGGCAUCAAAGUCAAUGGACCUCGCUUGGAGAGUCUAGUGUUGACCUAUGUCAAUGCCAUCAGCAGUGGGGAUCUGCCCUGCAUGGAGAAUGCAGUCCUGGCCCUGGCCCAGAUUGAGAACUCAGCUGCUGUGCAGAAGGCCCUUGCCCACUAUGACCAGCAGAUGGAGCAGAAGGUGCAGAUGCCCACAGAGACCCUCAAGGAGCUGCUGGACCUGCACAGGGUCUGUGAGAGAGAGGCCAUUGAGGUCUUCAUCAAACAUUCCUUCAAAGAUGUUGACCAACUAUUUCAAAAGGAUUUAGCGGCCCAGCUAGAAACAAAGCGGGAUGACUUUCAUAAGCAGAAUCUGAAAGCAUCUUCAGAUCGUUGCUCAGCUUUACUUCAGGACAUUUUCAGCCCUCUAGAAGAAGAUGUGAAGCAGGGAGUUUAUUCUAAACCAGGGGGCUAUCGUCUCUUUAUUCACAAGAUACAAGAGCUGAAGAAAAAGUACUAUGAGGAACCCAGGAAGGGGAUGCAGGCUGAAGAGAUUCUGCAGACAUACUUGAAGUCCAAGGAGGAUGUGACUGAUGCAAUUCUACAAACAGAUCAGACUCUCACCGAAAAGGAAAAGGAGAUCGAAGUGGAGCGUGUGAAAGCUGAAUCUGCAGAGGCUGCAGCAAAAAUGUUGGAAGAAAUGCAAAAGAAGAAUGAGCAGCUGAUGGAACAGAAAGAGAGGAGUUAUCAGGAACACGUGAAACAGUUGACUGAGAAGAUGGAGCAGGACAGGGCCCAGAUGCAGCAAGAACAAGAGAAGAUCAUUGCUAUUAAACUUCAGGAACAAGCACGGUUACUAAAGGAAGGAUUCCAAGAAGAGAGCAAACGACUUCAUAAAGAGAUACAGGAGCUCCAGAAGAGUAUGAAAAAACCCAAGAAAAAAUGUGUCAUAAGCUAAAGUCCUAAAGAUGAGAGGUUUCCUGUCACCAUUAUGCAAAGGAUAGCUGAAGUGAUUUUAGAUCCUGGAACAAGUGUCACUUCUUUCAAUAAUAAUUAUGUUUUAUAGUGUUUAAGUUUUCAAAAACAAACAGUAUAAUAAUUGAAAUCAUUGUUUCUCUUCCACAAAAGGUUUUAAAUUGUAUAACAAGGAUUCAUUUUACCUCUGAAUCAAUACAGGAAGUAUCACUGGCAGCACUAGAAAAAUGUGUUUAAAUGUGUUUAAUGCGCCUCUAAUCCCAGUGACUCAGGAGGCUAAGGCAGGAUAAUUCCAUGUUCAAAGCCAGCCUAGGAAACUUAACGAGACCCUAAGCAACUCAGUGAGACC
Messenger RNA from Sciurus carolinensis (gray squirrel), 2311 nucleotides. Its product is annotated as guanylate-binding protein 1-like. The coding region runs from base 170 to 1945 and encodes 591 amino acids. The record is from RefSeq and is a predicted model, not a curated record. Gene Ontology annotation, molecular function: GTPase activity; GTP binding. NCBI's taxonomy places the organism in Eukaryota, Metazoa, Chordata, Mammalia, Rodentia, Sciuridae. The transcript has 11 exons.